ACCCCGGGCUACACGGCUCCUCUGUAACCCAAAGCUCGUGUUUGUGUUAUAUCCACUCCGUCCAUCCGUUUCGUCAGCUCAUUUUUGGACACAAACAUCAUAUAAAUCCAAAAUCAAGGGGGGGCCACACGAGUGAAGAUUGAACUUUCACCGAUUCAAAAUUAGUGGGGUUACAGAAGUUUCGAGUCAGGGUAAUGUUGUGUUUGCCCUUUAUCCAGGCGGGAAUCACCUUAUGAACGGGUUGGAUGACAUCUAACAUCAUGGUGAGCGUUAGGAAGGUUUCAACGGUGGGUUAUUUCCAUCACCACUGUUUCCCGUGGUCUGGCCCACUUGAGUUUUGGAUGUCCCUCGUUUCAUGGAUCAUGUCCCCUAAUGAGCUGACGAGACGUAUAGACGGACUGGAUAUGAUACAAAAAUCGUGGGUGGGCCCCAAGGAGCUUUGUAUUACAGGACGCGUGUUAAUCGCAAGACGCGUCCUCUCCCCUCUCUCUCAAUCAAAACCUAGCGAAGGAGACGAAGAAAGGGGAAAGAAGCAGCAACAGCAGCCGCGCAGUACGGAAUGAGGAGCUCACCGCAAUCGGUGCUCUCGCAGUGGCGGAGGAGAGGCAUCUGGAUCAUCAGCAGCAAAUGGCUAGCCACCGUCGCGAGCAUUUGGAUUCAGUGCACUAGCGGGUCAUCGUACUGCUUUGGCAUCUACUCUUCCCUCCUCAAAUCCAGCCAGGGCUACGACCAAUCCACCCUCGACUCCGUCGCCUUUUUCAAAGACGUCGGCGCCAACGUCGGCCUCAUCUCCGGCCUCCUCUACUCCGCUACCUCCUCCUCCUCCUGGACACGUGGCGGGCCCUGGGUCGUCCAUCUGGCGGGGGCCAUCCUAUGCUUCUCUGGCUACUUCCCCAUGUGGCUCUCCGUCACCGGCGCCAUCCCCCGGCCGCCCGUCCCCGCCAUGUGCGUGUUUAUGCUCCUCGCAGCCCAAGCACAGACCUUUUUCAACACAGCCAAUGUCGUCACCGCCGUUGAGAAUUUCCCUGACCACAGGGGCACCGCCGUUGGGAUCAUGAAGGGCUUUCUCGGUCUAAGCGGAGCGAUACUAAUUCAAGUAUAUCAGACGAUAUUCAAGGAUAACCCUAGUUCGUUUCUUCUGAUGCUUGCGCUGCUGCCAACUCUCACCCCCCUCUUGCUAAUGUGUUUUGUAAAAGUUCGCUCUACAAAUGAAAGGCAUGACAAGAAAUACCUGAAUGGUUUCUCAGUCAUUGCACUGGUUGUUGCUUUUUACCUCACCAUCAUUAUAAUUUUGGAGAAUGUCCUAGCAUUGGGAUCAUCAAUGCAUAUCCUUAUAUUGACAAUACUUCUCGUUACACUCAUCUUUCCUCUAAGCAUUGCAAUUAGAGCCCAAUUGAGGAACUCCCGGAUGCUACCACAAGCUUCAAAUCUCGAAGCAAACCGUUUGAUGGAUGAUCCUGACCCACUGGAUGUCACAGAGCAGAGAACAUAUGGGAGAGUAGAAGCUGAGAAGCCGUACACAAGAUACGAUCAUGCUGUGUAUCACAAGACACCGAGCGAUGCUGGUCAAGAGCCAUCCGUGCAUGACAGGAGGAUUAUGUCGAGGGGAGAAAACUACAAUCUUUUGCAGAGCAUGCGCACCAUUGACUUCUGGUUACUGUUUUUAGCCAUGGCAUGUGGUAUGGGGUCAGGGCUGGCCACAGUAAAUAAUAUCAGUCAGAUUGGCACAUCUCUUGGUUACACAAGCAUUGAGACCAGUACAUUGGUCUCUUUGUGGAGUAUAUGGAAUUUUCUGGGCCGCUUCGGUGCUGGUUACGUGUCUGACUACUUCCUCCACCUGAGAGGCUAUGCAAGGCCAUUGUUCAUGGCCAUUACGCUGGCGACCAUGAGCGUUGGCCAUGCAGUGAUCGCUUCUGGCCUGCCGGGUGCUCUAUAUGCAGGUUCUAUCUUAGUGGGUGUAUGUUAUGGCUCUCAAUGGUCAUUAAUGCCCACCAUCACUUCAGAGAUAUUCGGUGUAAUGCAUAUGGGUACGAUAUUCAACACAAUUGCCAUCGCGAGCCCGUUUGGGUCUUAUCUCCUCUCUGUGAAGUUGGUGGGGGGUAUAUACGACAUGGAAGCAUCAUCAUCAUCAUCAUCUGAUGAGAAGACGUGCACUGGUAUGCACUGCUUCAUGUUAUCUUUUCUGAUAAUGGCAUGUGUUACUCUUUGUGGGUUUCUCAUUGCCUCAUAUUUGUUCUUUCGGACUAGAAGGUUUUAUAAGCAGGUUAUUUUUGAGAGACUACAACAAUCUGCAGCGCAGUAACAAGGAAGUAGCUGCACUCAAAGAUACAAGUAGCAUAUAGUUGGAAAUGCACUUCUCUGUUGUUCCUUUUCCAUCUCUGAUCCAUGAGAGGAUAUAGUGUUAUCAAUAUUAUCUUAGUUAUGAAGCAUUCAGUAUCUGUACAUGUAGUACAUGUGCCAGAGAUCCAUAUUGGGCCAUGUGCCGCAAUCUUAGCCACUGAUUGGAGGGCUCUUCAGGAUUACAAAUAGGUGGUUAGGAAAAUGUCCGACCCAUUAGCAUUAAAUGGAUAAAAGCGCUCUAAUCAAUCACUGGGAUCUGAUUGGUGGAAUUUUUGGCAUAUGGUCAAUACACGGCAGCACAUCAUAGAUGAAUGUUCUGGAUCACAUGCAUAAGUGCCAUGUUUGCUGAGAUUGAGUGCUUGAUAACUAAUUUAGAUGUCAGUGUUGGAUGCAUUCUCUUUGUUAUAUAUUGUGGGUAGAAUUCUUUAUUUAUUUUGGUUGUAUAUGACAUUCACUUCAGCGCCUUCCCUACAACUGAUAGAACAUGUUCUAUUGACACUGAUUUUGUUUUUGGAACUGCAUGUUUCAUACGUAUAAUUUUGUUGGUAUA
Molecule: messenger RNA, 2890 nt
Organism: Magnolia sinica
Lineage: Eukaryota; Viridiplantae; Streptophyta; Magnoliopsida; Magnoliales; Magnoliaceae
Product: protein NUCLEAR FUSION DEFECTIVE 4-like
Exons: 2
Coding region: 560-2302 (580 amino acids)
Biological process (GO): transmembrane transport
Cellular component (GO): membrane
Molecular function (GO): transmembrane transporter activity
Source: RefSeq, a predicted model, not a curated record